Serinus canaria (Common canary) is the source of this 2819-nucleotide messenger RNA. RefSeq names its product cyclic GMP-AMP synthase (gene CGAS). Gene Ontology annotation, molecular function: 2',3'-cyclic GMP-AMP synthase activity; double-stranded DNA binding; chromatin binding. The coding region runs from base 1 to 1467 and encodes 488 amino acids. Gene Ontology annotation, cellular component: nucleus; cytosol; site of double-strand break. The record is from RefSeq and is a predicted model, not a curated record. Gene Ontology annotation, biological process: negative regulation of double-strand break repair via homologous recombination; paracrine signaling; cellular response to exogenous dsRNA. The transcript has 5 exons. Lineage: Eukaryota; Metazoa; Chordata; Aves; Passeriformes; Fringillidae.
AUGGACACCGCAGGUGGCAGAGGGGCGCGGGCCAGGCGGGGGACGCGUCCCGCAGCUCCGCGGGGCCGCGGCGCGAAGGGCGCAGCCCGAAGCCCCUCGCGGGGCCGCGUCGCGGGUGAAGGCUCGAGCGCCAUCGCGACCCUCCGGCCCCCGCGGACGGACGCAGCCCCUGCCCGGGGCGGCCGCUCCGCGCGGCGAGCCCCCGCUGCCCCGGAGCUGCCAGCGGGCAGGGCGGCGGGCGGCGCAGAGGCGCUCCCGGCCCCGCGGAGCAGGGCGCCGGCUACCAGAGCCCCCGCGGCCCCGCGGAGCGUCGCAGCGGUGCCCGACGGGGCGGUCGCUGCUGCCGCCGCCCGUCGCCCCCCGCCGGCGGCGGACGCUUUGCGGCUCCGGGAGGUGCUGUCGCGGCUCAGCCUGCCCCGCCAAGACGUGUCCGAGGCUUCGACACUGGUAAACACGGUCAUCUCGCACCUGGUCCAGGCCAUCCGCGGCAAGGACAGCUGCUUCAGCUCCAUCGAGCGGCAGAGCGCCGGCAGCUACUACGAGCGUGUCAAGAUAUCUGAACCAAAUGAGUUUGACAUCAUGCUUGUAAUGCCUGUUCCAAGGAUUCAGCUGAAUGAGUCUGAUGAUACUGGAGCCUAUUAUUAUGUAUCAUUCAAAAGGAUUCCAAAAGAAAAGAGUUGGUUGAAGUUCCUAGAGGAAGAUGGAACAUUAUCAGCCUUUAAAAUGCUUCAAGCACUAAGAGAGAUUAUUAAACAGGAAGUUAAAAACAUUAAAGAUGUGGAAGUCACAGUGGCAAGAAAAAAGGCUGGAAGCCCUGCAAUAACUCUUCAGAUCAAAAAUCCUCCAUCAGAAAUAUCGGUGGACAUCAUCUUGACUUUGGAGGCUCAGAAGAGCUGGCCCCCCAGCACACAGGAUGGCCUCAAAAUUGAACAGUGGCUGGGAACUAAAAAGAGGAGGGAUUUCAGAUUUAGAUCAAUUUAUUUAGUAGCCAAGCAAAACAAAAGAGAAAAAGUUCUAAGAGGGAACACCUGGCGACUCUCCUUCUCACAUAUUGAAAAGGAGAUGAUAAACAACCAUGGUAACUCUAAGACAUGCUGUGAAUCCGAUGGACCAAAGUGCUGUAGGAAAGGUUGUCUUAAGCUGCUGAAGUUUCUUCUAGAGCGACUUAAAAUGAAACAUCCAAAAGAACUGGAAAAAUUCUGUUCCUAUCAUGUCAAAACUGCUUUUCUCCACUCCUGUGUCACGUGGCCAAAUGACACAGACUGGCACUUGGGAAACCUGGAUCAUUCCUUUCAGCAAUGUCUGGGAUUUUUUGUGGGUUGUCUCCAAAAGUCUCAGCUGACUCACUUUUUUAUUCCCCAAUACAACUUGCUCAGCCUAGAAGAUAAGGCAAGACAUCAUUUCCUUUCAAGAAAAAUAAGCUAUGAAUUGAACAAUGGAUUCCCCAUAUUUCAUGAGAAUUAUUAAGAACAUUGUUCACAAUAGAUAUCUAAUCAUGUUGACUUUACACAUUUGAAACAAAUAAAUGACUACUCUUCAGUAGUCUGUUCUACAAAACUCAAAAACCCCAAAACAAAAUAAAAUGAAGACCACUAAGAGAAACAUCUAUACUUCAGUCACACUGCUUAGCCAUAACCCUUAAAAGAAAUGUUUUAAGUAAUAUUUACCUUGCCUAUCCAAAUGUGGAUGUCACCUGCAAAAUAUCUUCAAGGUAUACUAAGAACAUAGAGAAGAAUUUGCAAUCGUUCAUUUCCCACAUGUAAUUUCUAUGUUUCCAAACACAAAGGCAUCAAUGACUUCAUGAAGGGAAAACUGACAAUUUUAUUUAAAAUUAAGAUCCACUGCAGAAUAUCCAAAAUACACUCCUACUUUCAAAAGAAAAAAAAAAAAGUCACUGGAGUUACUUCGACAUUAACCAGAACAACUUCUCCAGAUUACCUGGGUGGAUAUGAAGAUCUUUUGCAGAAGACAAUCACCAGCAACAGGUUACCAGAGAGGGUGUAUUUUACCUUAGUAAUAUGAAGUUCCUGAAGUAACUUAUCCUUUUUGAGUCUUCAGAAUUACUUUAGAAAUCAGUCUUUUCAUUGGGCUUUGGAUGGGAAACAAUCAUUACCUAAUAAGCUGCAACAGAGUAGAUGGUUUUCUGCCAAUGAGCAUUUAUUUGUAUGAUGAAUCAUGUAGAAAGAAAUGCAUCUUUCAGCCUGUAUCAAAGAGGAAGACUCUUGAUAUAAAAGGUUUUCAAAACCAAAAUGCAGCAUGAACUGGACACUCCUGAAAUUGAAAUUCAUAUCCGUUUUUCUCAUAUUGAAGAAAUGUGUAUUAGGAAAAAAAAGUGAUAAUAAUUGAUAAAUGAUAAUAAUUCCUAUCAUUAAAAUUGUGCAGGUGAGAAGUACACAGCAUUUGAGAAUUGCUGUGCUGCAGAUAAAUACAUCUUUUGCUUCUACUUAUAGAAGCCGUGGGAAGUCCAUAUUUUUAGCCUACUUUUUGAAGGCAAAAUAACCUACUGGCUUGAAUAAUGCCCAGAUUUACCUCAAUUAUGAGCAAAUUAAGAGAAAAGAAUAUUUAGAGAGUAAUUUUAGUAAACUAUUUUAAUUUUACUGAAUUUUGUUUAUUAGUUUUUAUUUAAUUGUAUGACACAUAUAUUAACACAAGUUCAGACCAAGCAUCAAAUGAAGGAAUAACUCCUUCCCACAUAAAUUUCAAAGAGUAGAAAACAUGCCCCAUUAUCACUGGGAGACUGGUGUGACAGAACCUGACAUCCAAAUGUAAAAUGUGAAUCAACUUUAUCUGGAAGAAAUAAAAGCUGACCUUCAAAUGUA